Molecule: messenger RNA, 3143 nt
Organism: Eubalaena glacialis (North Atlantic right whale)
Lineage: Eukaryota; Metazoa; Chordata; Mammalia; Artiodactyla; Balaenidae
Gene: DAGLA
Product: diacylglycerol lipase alpha
Exons: 19
Coding region: 1-3123 (1040 amino acids)
Biological process (GO): lipid metabolic process
Cellular component (GO): postsynaptic membrane; dendrite membrane
Source: RefSeq, a predicted model, not a curated record
AUGCCCGGGAUCGUGGUGUUCCGGCGGCGCUGGUCUGUGGGCAGCGAUGACCUCGUCCUGCCAGCCAUCUUCCUCUUCCUCCUGCAUACCACCUGGUUUGUGAUCCUGUCCGUGGUGCUCUUCGGCCUGGUCUACAACCCGCACGAGGCCUGCUCCCUGAACCUGGUGGACCACGGCCGCGGUUACCUGGGCAUUUUGCUGAGCUGCAUGAUCGCUGAGAUGGCCAUCAUCUGGCUGAGCAUGCGCGGCGGCAUCCUCUACACGGAGCCCCGCGAAUCCAUGCAGUACGUGCUCUACGUGCGCCUGGCCAUCCUGGUGAUCGAGUUCAUCUACGCCAUCGUGGGCAUCGUCUGGCUCACUCAGUACUACACCUCCUGCAAUGACCUCACUGCCAAAAACGUAACGCUCGGGAUGGUUGUCUGCAACUGGGUGGUCAUCCUGAGCGUCUGUAUCACCGUCCUCUGCGUCUUCGACCCCACGGGCCGCACCUUCGUCAAGCUGAGGGCCACCAAGAGGAGGCAGCGCAACCUGCGGACCUACAACCUGCGGCACCGCUUAGAAGAGGGUCAGGCCACCAGCUGGUCGCGCCGGCUCAAAGUGUUCCUCUGCUGUACUCGGACGAAGGACUCCCAGUCAGACGCCUACUCGGAAAUCGCCUACCUCUUUGCCGAGUUUUUCCGAGACCUGGACAUCGUGCCCUCCGACAUCAUCGCUGGCCUGGUGUUGCUCCGGCAGCGGCAGCGGGCCAAGCGCAACGCCGUGCUCGACGAGGCCAACAAUGACAUCCUGGCCUUCCUGUCUGGGAUGCCGGUGACCAGAAACACCAAGUACCUCGACCUCAAGAACUCGCAAGAGAUGCUCCGCUACAAAGAGGUCUGCUACUACAUGCUCUUUGCCCUGGCUGCCUACGGGUGGCCCAUGUACCUGAUGCGGAAGCCGGCCUGUGGCCUCUGCCAGCUGGCCCGGUCCUGCUCGUGCUGCUUGUGUCCCGCACGGCCCCGGUUUGCCCCUGGAGUUACCAUCGAGGAAGACAACUGCUGCGGCUGCAACGCCAUCGCCAUCCGGCGCCACUUCCUGGACGAGAACAUGACCGCGGUGGACAUCGUCUAUACCUCCUGCCAUGAUGCGGUCUAUGAAACCCCCUUCUACGUGGCAGUGGACCACGACAAGAAGAAAGUGGUGAUCAGUAUCCGGGGAACCCUGUCCCCCAAGGACGCCCUGACAGACCUGACCGGUGACGCCGAGCGCCUCCCUGUGGAGGGGCACCAUGGCACCUGGCUGGGACACAAGGGAAUGGUCCUCUCGGCUGAGUACAUCAAAAAGAAGCUGGAGCAGGAGAUGGUCCUGUCCCAGGCCUUCGGGCGAGACCUGGGCCGCGGAACCAAACACUACGGCCUGAUAGUGGUGGGCCACUCCCUGGGCGCAGGCACUGCUGCCAUCCUCUCCUUCCUCCUGCGCCCCCAGUACCCGACCCUCAAGUGCUUUGCCUACUCCCCCCCAGGGGGCCUGCUGAGCGAGGACGCCAUGGAGUAUUCCAAGGAGUUUGUGACAGCUGUGGUCCUGGGCAAAGACCUUGUCCCCAGGAUCGGCCUCUCCCAGCUGGAAGGCUUCCGCAGACAGCUCCUGGAUGUCCUGCAGCGAAGCACCAAGCCCAAAUGGCGAAUCAUUGUAGGGGCCACAAAAUGCAUCCCCAAGUCGGAGCUGCCCGAGGAGGUGGAGGUGACCACCCUGGCCAGCACGCGGCUCUGGACCCACCCCAGUGACCUGACCAUCGCCCUGUCAGCCAGCACCCCUCUCUACCCCCCCGGCCGCAUCAUCCACGUGGUCCACAACCACCCAGCGGAACAGUGCUGCUGCUGCGAGCAAGAGGAGCCCACGUACUUCGCCAUCUGGGGCGACAACAAGGCCUUCAACGAGGUGAUCAUCUCGCCGGCCAUGCUGCACGAGCACCUCCCCUACGUGGUCAUGGAGGGGCUCAACAAGGUGCUGGAGAACUACAACAAGGGGAAGACGGCCCUGCUCUCUGCUGCGAAGGUCAUGGUGAGCCCCACGGAGGUGGACCUGACUCCCGAGCUCAUCUUCCAGCAGCAGCCGCUGCCCACGGGACCACCCGUGCCCGCCGGCCUGGCCCUGGAGCUGCCCGCCGCAGACCACCGAAACAGCAGUGUCAGGAGCAAGUCCCAGUCUGAGAUGAGCCUGGAGGGCUUCUCCGAGGGGCAGCUGCUGUCCCCUGUGGCCGCGGCAGCCCGCCAGGACCCAGUGGAGCUGCUGCUGCUGUCCACCCAGGAGCGGCUGGCGGCCGAGCUGCAGGCGCGGCGGGCGCCGCUGGCCACCAUGGAGAGCCUCUCGGACACGGAGUCGCUGUACAGCUUCGACUCGCGCCGCUCCUCCGGCUUCCGCAGCAUCCGCGGCUCGCCCAGCCUCCACGCCGUGCUGGAGCGCGACGAGGGCCACCUCUUCUACAUCGACCCCGCCAUCCCCGAGGAGAACCCGUCCCUGAGCUCGCGCACCGAGCUGCUGGCGGCCGACAGCCUGUCCAAGCACUCGCAGGACACGCAGCCCCUGGAGGCCACCCUGGGCAGCGGGGGCAUCACCCCCGAGCGGCCCCCCAGCGCAGCCGCCCACGACGAGCUGGAAGAAGGGGGUGGCGGCGGGGCAGCCCCCCGCAGCGGAGAGCUGGCGCUGCACGACGGGCGCCUGGGGGACUCGCCCAGCCCUCAGGUGCUGGAGUUCGCCGAGUUCAUCGACAGCCUCUUCAACCUGGACAGCAAGAGCAGCUCUUUCCAGGACCUCUACUGCAUGGUGGUGCCCGAGAGCCCCACCAGCGACUACGCCGAGGGCCCAAAGUCCCCCAGCCAGCAAGAGAUCCUGCUCCGCGCCCAGUUCGAGCCCAACCUGGUGCCCAAGCCCCCAAGGCUCUUCGCUGGCUCGGCCGACCCUUCCUCGGGCAUCUCGUUGUCGCCCUCCUUCCCACUCAGCUCCUCGGGCGAGCUCAUGGACCUGACACCCACGGGCCUCAGCAGCCAGGAGUGCCUGGCAGUGGACAAGAUCCGGACUUCCACCCCCACCGGCCAUGGGGCCAGCCCCGCCAAGCAGGAUGACCUGGUCAUCUCGGCACGCUAGCACCCCAGGAGUUGCUGCCA